Messenger RNA from Magnolia sinica, 3983 nucleotides. RefSeq names its product monosaccharide-sensing protein 2. Gene Ontology annotation, cellular component: membrane. NCBI's taxonomy places the organism in Eukaryota, Viridiplantae, Streptophyta, Magnoliopsida, Magnoliales, Magnoliaceae. Gene Ontology annotation, biological process: transmembrane transport. The record is from RefSeq and is a predicted model, not a curated record. Gene Ontology annotation, molecular function: myo-inositol:proton symporter activity. The transcript has 6 exons. The coding region runs from base 1348 to 3567 and encodes 739 amino acids.
ACCACAACACAGCCACGUUCUACCUCCGCAGCUUCUGGUCUUUGAUCCCAUCUCUCAUCCUUCCUCUCCUCUCCGUUGACAGGUAGAUUUCCAGAAGCAAAUAAAAUAAAAUAAAAAUAAUAAGAAAUUCCAGAUUUUUUCAGAGGCUUUCAGAUUCUCAGAUGCUCCUCAGCGUGUAUAAAUAGUAGGGAUUUCCGACAGCUUCCUACUCUCUCUCAAACGGAAGAAAUCGGAAAGAAAUCCUUUGAAAUAUAGGGAUUUUGCUGCGGAGACGGGAAUUCCGGCCUUUUCAGAGCUUUUCGCGCUUCUGGAGGGCAGGAGCACGAAUGUUCCAGAGAUCGUAGGGUUUUCCUGGCGAGAACUGGAAUUCUUCUGAUAUUUUGGGGUUUAGAGGCUCUUCUGAGCGGUGGAGAUUCGAAGAUUUCGAAGAUUUUAGGGUUUUUUCUCGGCGAAAAUCGAAUUCCUUUCUGUUUGUUUAUUUUUUUAGUGUUUGGAGUUGGAAAUGGGAGGUUAUCGUGGUUUUGAGCUGUAGAAAUUCGAAGAUUCAUCGAAGUCUGCAGCUUUUGCUACGUAAACCGGAGAUUUUACAGAUCUGUAACGGAUUCGAGGGCUGUAGGUAGAGAUUUUGGAGUUUUUUCGCUUUUUGGAGCAGAAAAUUGGUGGAUUUCGAUAUCUCUGGUGGGUUGUGAGGGAAAAAGCAGGUCUGAGCUGUCGAAUUCUGGAAAUUCGAGAGAGUCUGUAUUUGGAGAAGUAAAACGGGGAUCAAGAUAUUACUUGGAUUUUCGAGUAGAUUUUUUUUUUUUUUUUUUUGAUCAGUUCUGCUGAUUUUUGGUUUUGGCUUCAAAAUCCAAGGUCUUUUGAGAUCUCUGAUACUUUCGAGUCUGAAACCUGUUGGAAUUGAGAUCAGAGGUGACUUUUGUUCCGGAAACACAAAUCGGAGCUACCUGAAGUUGAUAAGCAGCGACUUUUAGCUAAUUUUGAGCUUUUUGGAUGAGCUUCAGCUGUUAUCGGUGACGGGAGUGAGGAUUGGGUGGCCGAUACUUUUGCAGCAAGCUGUGCAGCUGUCAGAGAGCGGAGUGAUAGGAUUAGCUCUCUAUACUUUCCCACUUUUGUAGUUGGGGAAUCAUAUUACCUUGUCCAUCGGUAUUUUUCUGGAUAUGAGGAUCCAGUCAAUGAGCCAGAUUGCAGUACUGUUUUCCGAAUGUAUUGAUGUAAGGAUUUCAUAGAUAUUUCGACUUCUUGAUAUGAUCUUCAAAUUCGCCAUUGCUGAAUUGUUGGUCAUAAUUCUCAGAUCUUCAACAGGCUAGUCAGUCAACCGGUAGUAAGAGUAUCAUUCAUCAUAAGAAGAUGAAAGGUGCCGCGCUUAUUGCAAUAGCUGCUUCAAUUGGUAACUUGUUGCAAGGAUGGGAUAAUGCUACAAUAGCAGGGGCUGUCCUUUAUAUAAAGAAGGAAUUUAAACUGGAAAGUGAGCCUACUAUAGAAGGAUUAAUUGUCGCCAUGUCACUUAUUGGAGCAACGGUUAUUACAACUUGCUCUGGGCCGAUAUCGGAUUGGCUUGGCCGGCGCCCUAUGCUUAUAAUCUCUUCAGUUCUCUACUUCAUUAGUGGUCUGGUGAUGAUUUGGUCUCCCAAUGUUUAUGUGCUCCUCUUGGCAAGGCUUAUAGAUGGAUUUGGAAUUGGUUUGGCUGUGACACUUGUUCCUGUUUACAUAUCUGAGACGGCCCCAUCUGAUAUAAGAGGAUUGUUGAAUACCCUUCCGCAGUUCAGUGGUUCUGGUGGAAUGUUUCUUUCAUACUGUAUGGUUUUUGGGAUGUCAUUGAUGGACUCACCGAGCUGGAGAUUGAUGCUUGGAGUUCUCUCUAUUCCCUCUCUUCUAUACUUUUUCUUAACAAUAUUCUUUUUGCCGGAGUCCCCAAGGUGGCUUGUAAGUAAAGGGCGGAUGCUGGAGGCAAAACAGGUUUUGCAGAGGCUGCGGGGCAGGGAAGAUGUCUCAGGGGAAAUGGCUUUGUUGGUUGAGGGCCUGGGAGUUGGGGGUGAAACAUCUAUUGAAGAGUACAUAAUUGGCCCAGCCAAUGAUCUGGCUGAUGACCAGGACCCAACUGCUGAGAAGGACAAGAUCAUGCUUUAUGGUCCUGAAGAAGGCCUCUCCUGGGUUGCAAGACCCGUCACUGGACAAAGUACUCUUGGUCUUGUGUCCCGCCAUGGAAGUAUGGAAAGUCAGAAUGUGCCCCUUAUGGAUCCAAUGGUCACCCUCUUUGGUAGCGUCCACGAGAAGCUCCCUGAGAUGGGAAGCAUGCGAAGCACACUCUUUCCGAACUUUGGCAGCAUGUUCAGCAUGGCAGGGCAGCCCACCAAAAAUGAAGAGUGGGAUGAGGAGAGUCUCCCGAGAGAGGGUGAGGACUAUGCAUCUGACGCUGCGGGAGAUGAUUCCGAUGACAACUUGCAGAGCCCCCUACUCUCACGGCAAACAACGAGCAUGGAGAAGGAUAUGGUCCCACCGUCGCAGGCAGCUCAUGGGAGUGUAUUGAGCAUGAGACGCCACAGCAGUCUCAUGCAAGGGAAUGCUGGGGAGGCAGUUAGCAGUACAGGUAUUGGUGGUGGGUGGCAGCUGGCAUGGAAAUGGUCUGAGAGAGAAGGGGAAGAUGGGAAGAAGGAAGGAGGGUUUAAGAGAAUUUAUUUGCACCAGGAGGGUGUCCCUGGGUCCCGCCGUGGGUCUAUCGUUUCGCUUCCUGGGGGUGAUGUCCCUGUAGAGGGUGAGUUCAUCCAGGCUGCUGCUUUGGUGAGCCAGCCUGCAUUAUACUCCAAGGAGCUCAUGGAGCAACAUCCAGUCGGACCCGCUAUGGUCCACCCAUCUGAAACCAUCAAAGGGCCAAGUUGGGCCAGUCUUUUGGAACCAGGAGUGAAGCAUGCAUUGAUCGUUGGGAUUGGGAUUCAAAUUCUUGAGCAGUUUGCUGGCAUAAAUGGUGUUCUUUACUACACCCCUCAAAUUCUUGAGCAAGCAGGUGUUGAAGUUCUUCUUGCAAACUUCGGUAUCAGUUCAGAUUCGUCGUCGCUCCUUAUCAGUGCUGUCACGACCUUGUUGAUGCUUCCUUGUAUAGCUGUUGCCAUGAGGCUCAUGGAUGUCUCUGGUAGAAGGCGGCUGCUGCUCACCACAAUCCCCGUCUUGAUAGUUACACUGAUCAUAUUAGUCAUAUCCAACCUUGUGACCAUGAACUCUGUUGUGCAUGCUAUACUUUCCACAGUCAGUGUUGUAGUCUACUUCUGCUGCUUCGUCAUGGGCUUCGGACCAAUCCCCAACAUCCUCUGCUCAGAGAUCUUCCCCACUCGCGUCCGAGGCAUCUGCAUUGCCAUCUGUGCCCUUACAAUGUGGAUCGGGGACAUCAUUGUCACUUACACGUUACCCGUCAUGCUCACUUCAAUCGGGCUCGCUGGCGUUUUCGGAAUCUAUGCUGCUGUAUGUGUCAUCGCUUGGGUGUUUGUGUUCUUGAAGGUUCCGGAAACUAAGGGCAUGCCCCUCGAAGUCAUCUCUGAGUUCUUCUCCGUCGGUGCAAAGGCAGCCCGAAACUGAUGCAAAAUGUAUGAGAAUAGUUGGAGUUGUAUUAUGGCGGCUAAAUAGCUUUGGGAAGUGUUUGGAAUUUCAAGGUUGGUGAGGUUUGAAAGGGAGGUUAGCUGAAGAAGCUGUGGGAUUAAAGAGUUUCAAUUGAGAGAUUGUUCUUUUUCUUUGAGGUGUUUGAAAGCAGAGAACUUCCAUUUCGUAUCAGUCUUUUGGUUUUGGCUCACCUCUUUCACUUUUUUUUUUUUUUUUUUUUGAAGGAUCCUCUCUUUUACUAUUUCUGUGGGUAAGUACCAAUUACAUGAUACUCUUGGGACUUUGGUGGUUUGUGGGACCAUGCUAAUGUGUGGCUGUCCACUAUACACACGGCAUACGUGCACUCCAAUGUAGAUUGUUGAAAUUAUGGGCCCUGGUUGACUGUUCUUUUUUCA